Molecule: messenger RNA, 2748 nt
Organism: Pipistrellus nathusii (Nathusius's pipistrelle)
Lineage: Eukaryota; Metazoa; Chordata; Mammalia; Chiroptera; Vespertilionidae
Source: the annotation of a GenBank genome assembly
AUGGUCCAGCUCCGGCAGCUGCUCCGCGCCCUGACUUUGAUGAAGUUCCCCUGCUGCGUGCUGGAGGUGCUCCUGUGCGCGCUGGCGGCGGCGGCGCGCGGCCAGGAGAUGUACGCCCCGCACUCGAUCCGGAUCGAGGGGGACGUCACCCUCGGGGGGCUGUUCCCGGUGCACGCCAAGGGCCCCAGCGGGGUGCCCUGCGGCGACAUCAAGAGGGAGAACGGGAUCCACAGGCUGGAGGCGAUGCUCUACGCCCUGGACCAGAUCAACAGCGAUCCCAACCUGCUGCCCAACGUGACCCUGGGCGCGCGGAUCCUGGACACCUGCUCCCGGGACACGUACGCGCUGGAGCAGUCGCUCACGUUCGUGCAGGCGCUCAUCCAGAAGGACACCUCCGACGUGCGCUGCACCAACGGCGAGCCCCCCGUGUUCGUCAGGCCUGAGAAAGUGGUGGGCGUGAUCGGGGCGUCGGGGAGCUCCGUCUCCAUCAUGGUAGCCAACAUCCUGAGGCUGUUCCAGAUCCCCCAGAUUAGUUAUGCAUCGACGGCACCUGAGUUAAGUGACGACCGGCGCUAUGACUUCUUCUCCCGCGUGGUCCCACCUGAUUCCUUCCAGGCCCAGGCCAUGGUAGACAUUGUGAAGGCCCUCGGCUGGAAUUACGUGUCUACUCUCGCAUCCGAAGGAAGUUACGGAGAGAAAGGUGUGGAAUCCUUCAUGCAGAUUUCCAAAGAGGCAGGUGGGCUCUGCAUUGCCCAGUCGGUGAGAAUCCCCCAGGAGCGCAAAGAUAGGACCAUCGACUUCGAUAAAAUUAUCAAACAGCUGCUGGACACCCCCAACUCCAGGGCCGUCGUGAUUUUUGCCAACGAUGAGGAUAUAAAGCAGAUCCUUGCAGCAGCCAAAAGAGCUGACCAAGUGGGCCACUUUCUUUGGGUGGGCUCAGACAGCUGGGGAUCCAAAAUAAACCCACUGUACCAACACGAAGACAUCGCAGAAGGAGCCAUCACCAUUCAGCCCAAGAGAGCAACCGUGGAAGGGUUUGAUGCCUAUUUUACAACCCGCACACUUGAAAACAACAGAAGAAACGUCUGGUUUGCUGAAUACUGGGAGGAAAACUUCAAUUGCAAGCUGACGAUUAGUGGGUCAAAGAAAGAAGACACAGAUCGCAAAUGCACAGGACAGGAGAGAAUUGGAAAAGAUUCCAACUAUGAGCAGGAGGGGAAAGUUCAGUUCGUGAUUGACGCAGUCUAUGCGAUGGCUCACGCCCUGCAUCACAUGAACAAGGAUCUCUGUGCUGACUACCGGGGCGUCUGUCCGGAGAUGGAGCAAGCUGGGGGCAAGAAGUUGUUAAAGUACAUCCGCAACGUUAAUUUCAACGGGAGCGCUGGCACCCCGGUCAUGUUUAACAAGAACGGAGAUGCUCCGGGGCGGUAUGACAUCUUUCAGUACCAGACAACCAACACCACGAACCCCGGCUACCGUCUGAUUGGUCAGUGGACAGAUGAACUUCAGCUCAAUAUCGAGGACAUGCAGUGGGGCAAAGGGGUCCGGGAGAUCCCCCACUCCGUGUGCACCCUGCCCUGCAAGCCCGGCCAGAGGAAGAAGACGCAGAAGGGCACGCCCUGCUGCUGGACCUGCGAGCCCUGCGACGGCUACCAGUUCCAGUUCGACGAGAACACGUGCCAGCACUGCCCGUACGACCAGCGGCCCAACGAGAACCGGACCGGCUGCCAGGACAUCCCCAUCAUCAAGCUGGAGUGGCACUCGCCCUGGGCCGUGAUCCCCGUCUUCCUGGCCAUGCUGGGCAUCGUCGCCACCAUCUUCGUCAUGGCCACGUUCAUCCGCUACAACGACACGCCCAUCGUCCGGGCGUCGGGCCGGGAGCUCAGCUACGUCCUGCUGACGGGCAUCUUCCUCUGCUACAUCAUCACGUUCCUGAUGAUCGCCAAGCCCGACGUGGCGGUGUGCUCCUUCCGGAGGGUGUUCCUGGGCCUGGGGAUGUGCAUCAGUUACGCGGCCCUCCUGACCAAGACCAACCGGAUUUACCGCAUAUUCGAGCAGGGUAAGAAGUCCGUGACGGCUCCCAGGCUCAUCAGCCCAUCGUCGCAGCUGGCCAUCACUUCGAGCCUGAUAUCCGUCCAGCUUCUGGGCGUCUUCAUCUGGUUUGGCGUGGACCCGCCCAACAUCAUCGUAGACUACGACGAGCAUAAGACCAUGAACCCCGAGCUGGCCAGGGGAGUGCUCAAAUGUGACAUCACAGACCUGCAGAUCAUUUGCUCCUUGGGAUAUAGCAUCCUCCUCAUGGUCACGUGUACUGUGUACGCCAUCAAGACUCGGGGUGUCCCCGAGAACUUUAACGAAGCCAAGCCCAUUGGGUUCACGAUGUACACGACGUGUAUAGUGUGGCUUGCCUUCAUCCCCAUUUUUUUUGGCACCGCGCAGUCGGCGGAAAAGCUCUACAUACAAACCACCACGCUUACAAUCUCCAUGAACCUAAGUGCGUCAGUGGCGCUGGGGAUGCUAUACAUGCCGAAAGUGUACAUCAUCAUUUUCCACCCUGAACUCAAUGUCCAGAAACGGAAGCGAAGCUUCAAGGCAGUAGUCACAGCAGCCACCAUGUCAUCACGGCUGUCACACAAACCUAGUGACAGACCCAACGGUGAGGCAAAGACAGAACUCUGUGAAAACGUAGAUCCAAACAGCCCUGCUGCAAAAAAGAAGUAUGUCAGUUAUAACAACCUGGUGAUCUAA